Cercospora beticola is the source of this 1771-nucleotide messenger RNA. RefSeq lists its product as uncharacterized. Gene Ontology annotation, biological process: transmembrane transport. The record is from RefSeq and is a predicted model, not a curated record. Gene Ontology annotation, molecular function: transmembrane transporter activity. NCBI's taxonomy places the organism in Eukaryota, Fungi, Ascomycota, Dothideomycetes, Mycosphaerellales, Mycosphaerellaceae. Gene Ontology annotation, cellular component: membrane.
CAGCAUCGAGACCUGAAGCUCGCGUCGACAUUGCCAUCUAAGGAAGCAGGAGGCUGUCCUGCGACCUCACUUUCCCUUCGUUUUCCAUUGAUCCCCUGUCUGCUGUGCUAUUGUUCUCGCCUCUUGGGCGUGAACUACUAAUCUGAUCAUGGCAUUGAAGUCUGAGAAGCAGGUCAAUGUCUCGCCAGACGAUUCGACCAACAACAGCCUUCACGCCGACGACUUGAUCAAUACUUCGGGCCACGUGCAAGAACUUGACCGCACGUGGAAUUUUUGGUCCAUUGCUGGUGAAGCUAUCAUCUCCGACAACGCCUGGGGCGCUGGAUCAGGCUCCUUGGUCCUGGCUCUGUAUAAUGGUGGAGGACCGGGAGUGCUCUACGGGCUGAUGGCGGCGACCUUCUUCUACGCCUUCAUUUGCGCCGGGCUGUCGGAAUUAUCCAGUGCCAUGCCGACGUCUGCCAACGUGUACCACUGGGCUUCUGUCACACCAGGACCCAAGUACGGCAGAAUUUGUUCGUGGUUUGCCGGCUGGUGGAAUUGUGUCGCUUGGAUUUUCGGCUGCUCCUCCACCUCGCUCGCUGCUGCCAACGCUGUCAUCGCCAUGUACAAUCUCUAUCACCCUGAGUAUGUCCUACAGCGAUGGCAUGUCUUCAUCGCAUUCUUGUUCAUCAUUUGGACCGACAAUGCCAUCAUCAUGUUCGGCCAAAAGUAUCUCGCGAGAUGCGCUACAGCGAGCGGUAUCAUUUGCGUCUUGUUCUUCCUGGUGUCCCUGUUGACAGUAGCCAUUAUGCCAAGUAGGACUGGGGCGGGAUACGCAACGAACGCAUUCGUCUGGACCGAGUUCCAAAAUUUGACGGGAUGGAGCAGCAAUGGCCUUGUUUUCCUCAUGGGCGUCCUCAAUGGAGCGUACGCUGUCGGCACCCCGGAUGCAGUCUGUCAUUUGUGCGAGGAGUGUCCCCAGCCAAAGAAGAACAUCCCAAGGGGCGUCUUCACCCAGCUCACCACAGCUUUCGUCAUGGCAUUUGCAUUUUACACAUCACUCCUCUACGCCACCACCUCGCUCGACGAUGUCUUUGGAUCGACCAUUGUAUCACUACCGCUCGCCGAGAUCUAUCGUCAAGCAACGCGAAGCACGGCAGGAACCAUGGCUCUUCUUUUCAUCUUCUUCAUCAACAUCCUCCUCACUGUUCCGGGUGCCUGGAUGGUCGCUGGCCGCAUGCUGUGGACUCUCGGUCGAGACAACGCUUCACCCUUUCCCAGCUUCGUUGGCAAAGUGUCCCCUCGAUAUCGAAAUCCGUUCAACGCCCAACUCCUCGUCACCAUCGGCGGCACCAUUCUUGGAGCAAUCCACGUCGCCUCAUCGACCGCCUUCAACGCCUUUGUGGCUUCUUUCACCAUUUUCACCACCAUGUCGUAUCUCGCCGCCAUCCUCCCUCAUCUUCUCACUGGUCGCAAACAUGUCAAGCCUGGACCAUUCUGGAUUCCUGGCAUCUGGGCAUAUAUCAUCAUGGGCGUCGCAUGCGCUUAUAUCCUGGUCUUCAACAUUAUCUACAUGUUCCCGUACACAUAUCCCGUAGCAAGUCUGGAUCUCAUGAACUGGACGAGCGUCAUGUUCGCGGGCAUCACGUUCUUGCUGACUGUAGGAUACUUUUGGAAGAGUCGAACAGGAUAUGUCGGGCCAAGGGUGGUCAUGGAUGCAAGUGAUGAUAUCAUGAAAGGUGUGAUCGGACUAGACCAGCAGAUUCAGAGGGACCUUGCGAGGCACUCUUAA